Carya illinoinensis is the source of this 720-nucleotide messenger RNA. RefSeq lists its product as uncharacterized. The transcript has a single exon. Bases 1 to 720 code for a protein of 239 amino acids. Lineage: Eukaryota; Viridiplantae; Streptophyta; Magnoliopsida; Fagales; Juglandaceae. The record is from RefSeq and is a predicted model, not a curated record.
AUGGAAGAAGAUCUCACCAAGAGGUGGGAGAGACUCAGACUGUCAACAGAGGAAACCAGCACGGUCAAAAUCACAGCAGAAGAAUCAAAAGACACCAAGCUGAGAGGUAAGUGGUGCCUUGUGGGUAAGGUUCUGUCGGAAAAGGGAGUCAACAACGAAGCAUUCAGAAUCACUAUGUCCCAAAUCUGGAGGCUAAAUGGUUGGGUCAGAUUCAAAGAUCCAAACGAGCAAGUCUUCCUCAUUGAAUUCCAGUCAGAACAGGACCUGAGAAAGGUCUUGGGAGGAAGAACAUGGUUUUUUGAUAGGAAUCUGCUCACACUGCAGGAGGUUAAUGAAAAUGAAUCGGUAAAUGCUUUACAGUUUCGGUAUGAACCCUUCUGGGUACAAUGCCAUAAUUUUCCUCUAGCUGCAAUGAAUGAGACCAUAGGAGAGAAGUUUGGAUCAUCGUUUGGCCAUGUUGUUCAGGUAGAAUCCGACUCUGACGGCCUUGCUUUGGGCCAAUGCUUGCGAAUCAGAAUGGCGUUAGACAUUCAUAAGGCAUUGCUAAGAGGAAAAUGGCUAGAGAUAGAUCAGAAGAAGCACUGGAUUUCCCUGAAAUACGAACGCCUACAAAGUUUUUGUUUCCAUUGCGGUGUUCUAUUCCAUAAAAAUAACAGAUGUUCCCGACAGCGUUAUGAACAAAACUCAGUAGAUAAACAGGAUCUACCUUUCGGGCCUUGA